Linnemannia hyalina is the source of this 1329-nucleotide messenger RNA. The record is from the annotation of a GenBank genome assembly. Lineage: Eukaryota; Fungi; Mortierellomycota; Mortierellomycetes; Mortierellales; Mortierellaceae.
AUGGGUCGAUUGAGUACGCUCAAGGGCCAAAAGAUGUUUGGAUUUGAGAGCGUCAGACACCGGAUCGGGACCAGGGAGCUGGCGUGGAUGGCGGCGAGCUGGCCUAGGUUGAGGAGUAUGCGAGGUUUUCAAGAGCUACUUCUUAACUUGAAGUAUGACGAUGAUGUUAAAGUACAGAUCUUGAAGGACUAUAUGGAAAAAUUGCGUCCAAGUAACAACCAGAAAACGCCACUCGCAUACUUUCCCGAGAUCCUGAUCAUCAUCGGAUCUCACUUGGACCGCCAUGACCUGCUCUCCUGCAUUCAAGUCUGUCGUUUCUGGAACCACCUCUUCACUCCAUUCGCCUGGAGGAUCUUUGACGACGAACACAUUUCGAAACUCGCCAUCCACACCGAGGAGAGCGCCAUUCAGAGUCCCAAAAAGGUUCUCAAGGCCUGGCUUCGAGACGUUUUCAGCAAGCACGGACACCAUAUUCGACACCUCACGACACAUUGGGACAGCACCGUGAGAGCCGCCGUUACCACAGGAUCCUGCACGAACCUAACCUCCUUAACUGUCAUCGACGCCUCCAAAAUGAAAAUAAUGGGUGAUCAUGCGGAGGAGGUCUUGACAAGAUACCAACGCUCAGAGGAAUACUCCAACCAUAUGCUUUCCCCUUUGCUCAAGGACUUCAUACCUUCAGUUGGGGAAAUCUGUAGCAAGGGCAUCAAGGUUUGGAUGACAGCACAGCGGUGCUGGCACCUUAUCCUAUCAAAUCCAUUACUCGAGUAUCUCUAUUUGGGUCACCAUGCCUGGAUCGGCUACCAUCCCAUACAGGAGCAGUUCAUGUACGAUACAUUCGCCUCUCUGACCAACCUCACUCGACUUAGGAACGACUUCAGGACCCUCAAGUUGCAAACACUCCUGGAGGUACUCCCAAACCUCCGCCAUUACACGUGCGUAUUUUUCCCCUGGGGCUUUCGACGUACAAAGAGCGAAAACCUCCUACUCUCGCGCACCUUCCCGCAACUGGCGUUACUAGAACUCAUUUACGAUCAGGCAACACUCACGAUAUUCUACAGCCUCUUGGAGUUCCUGCCAAAUCUCGAAGAACUGAUCCUGGAUCAGGUCUGCCGGUCGUCCGACGAGACGUUGUCCUCGGAGGACGCGGUAGCAGGCGCGCUGGUCAGGAUUGGGAACCGACCGAUUCGAUUGAAGGAGUUGACGUUGUCGUACUUGGUUGGGCACUCGAAUGAUUGUGAUGAGACGAUGGAGCGGUAUAUCAAGCCAUUCUUGCCUCAUACGACCUUCUCCGAAUGGACCGAUUCCGACUCCGAGUGGUCUUUAUAG